Molecule: messenger RNA, 1951 nt
Organism: Fragaria vesca subsp. vesca
Lineage: Eukaryota; Viridiplantae; Streptophyta; Magnoliopsida; Rosales; Rosaceae
Product: ribosomal RNA-processing protein 12-like
Exons: 14
Coding region: 1-1779 (592 amino acids)
Source: RefSeq, a predicted model, not a curated record
AUGAUCAUUGACGCCCACCUCACUGUUCUGUCUCUGGUUAUUCCGAAAGUAUCUCCGGCAAAGCUCAUGGAUGAGAUCGAGUUGGUUCUUAUUCGUCAAAAUAAGGGAACUACAGAAGAAGCUGACGAUCUGUCUACUAACAACGUGAGUAUUGCUGAACAGAGAGCUUUGGCUAGUUAUACGCCUCAGGUUACAGCAGAAAACCUGAGGGUGCUAAGACAAUCAGCUAGCCACUUUUUAUCUGUUCUAUCAGCUGUCUUCUUGGAGAACAGGGAUUAUGAGGGGAAUUUAUUGCAGUCCACAAUUGAGGAGUUUGCAUCAAUAUCAAAUACAGAAGUUGUGUCAGUGUUGUUUAACAAUACAAUGGAGAAGCUUUCAGAGGUUACUCUAGAGGCUAACAAAGCAGAAAGCUCCAUCCGGACACGCCUAUUGGACUUGGCAGUUUCACUUUUGCCUGGUUUAAAUUCUGGAGAGGUUGAUAAUUUAUUUACUGCAACAAAGCUUGCAUUGCAGGAUAAUGAAAUUUUGAUACAAAGGAAGGCGUACGAAGUUCUUUCGAUUGUUUUCAAGAAAUGUCACACUUUUACUUCAUGGAAGAUUGAGGAAUGGCAUAGACUUAUGAUGGAAGUGCUGCCUUCAUGCCAUUCUUUGGCCAAAGAACAUAGGCUUGAGUGCUUACACCUCCUAGUAGUUCAGGUUCUAAAGUCUGACACAGAGCAGAGACGGCCUGAAAUCACAAGUUCUUUUCUGGCAGAAAUAAUUCAUGCACUUAAAGAGACUAACAAAAGAACAAGAGAUAGAGCAUUUGAUAUUCUUGUCCAGAUUGGCCAUGCUUGUGGGGAUGCGGAGAGAGGCGGGACUAGAGAACAUAGGCAUAAAUUUUUUGACAUGGUUGCGGAAGGCCUAGCUUGCAGAACUCCUCAUAUGAUCAGUGCUACAACUGAAGGCCUUGCUCGGUUGGCCUUUGAGUUUUCUGACCUUGUUUCAACUUCUACCAAUUUGCUUCCAUCCACUCUCCGUUGCCUCACAUCAGGGAGCCAAGAAAUAAUUAAAUCCAAUUUAGGAUUUUUGAAAGUAUUGGUGGUCAAACUACCAAGUGAGGUGCUGCAAUUGCAUACAAAAAGCAUGGUUGAAAACUUACUCAGCUCUCAAGUUUAUUGUGAAACCUCUUUGAAAGCCAAGGUUAAGCUUCUUCUGGAAAUGGUUGUCAAUAAAUGUGGACUUCAUAAUAUUAGGGCUGUCAUGCCUGGAGAACAGAUGGAAGUUCUUGCUGAAAUACAUAAGAUAACGGAAGGACAAGAAAAGAGGAUUCUGGGUUGCAAAUCUAUGAAAGAAAGAUCUCAUAUGUCCAAAGCAUCUACAUUCAGGCUAAGCAGAUGGAAUUAUACAGAAAUUUUUUCUGAUUUCGAUGAAGAAACUUUUGAUAGUAAGGCAGAUAAUAUGGAUGUGGAUACUGUCUCAGGCAGAUAUGGCAAGGCUGCUACUUCGCGGCUCAAAUCCAAAUCAUUAGUAAGGUCCAAGAGUAGAAAACACAAGAGGUCAGAUGAAGAUGUGGAGUUUACAACUUUUGCACUUGCUAGGAAGAAACUACUGAGACAGAGAGUAGAGUUGCAGGUGGAUCAUGCUUCAGAAAGACUCUCGGCUAGUGCGCGCCAAACGGCUCCUGAUUCGUAUGAUAGGUGGCUUGCUAAGAUAGCCGCUGGAGAAGUGAUAUCAGGCGCAGCGCAAAAAAACUUAGGAUUGAAGUUAAAGAGAGUUGAUAUUAAACAUGCGAUGUAAAAUAUGCCAGCAUUAUUGUCUACUUAUUUCAACAGAUUGUGCUACUAUAUGACCUGAUUAAUAUAUAUGAUAAUACUGCACUGAUACUUAUGAGUAAUAUCUUCUUUCCAAAUUGAUCCUCCUUGUUCCGUCCAAAAAAAAAAAAAUGAUAAAUGGUAAUGUCAAUCACUAU